AUGGAGAGUGAGUUGCAGAGGACUACACCGGUAACAUGAGAGCCCUGCGUUUGGUCCUGCUGAGUGCCUUCUUGCCUCUGCUCUGUCUGCCCAGCCCCAGCCAUGGAGCAUCCUACUUUGGGGACAGUUUCUGCAAGAUAACGUCGAUCCAAGAUGUCUCCUCCUUUCACCUGUCGCUGCAGUUCAAGACCAGCCGACGAAGUGGACUCCUCCUCCUGGCUGCAGGGAUGCAGGACUACCUAUUUCUGGAACUCCAAAACGGGAAAUUACAGGUGCGAAUGGACCUUGGGGCCGGUGAGAUGGUGCUGUCAUCAUCUCUGGGGCUGCAACUGAACAACAUCGUGGAGCACAAGGUGUCCAUCACGAUGCAGGAGGCCAAACUGACCAUGCUGAUCGAUGACCUCUUCUUCACUUUCAUCUCUGUCCCUCAAACCCAGGAGGACCUCAACAUUGACAUGGGGGUUUACCUGGGGGGCACCGGAGACUUAGACGCCCCAUAUCUCAGCAAUACCAUACCUCCAUUCCGCGGCUGCAUGACCAAUGUCAAGUUGGAGUCCCAUCAGUUUGAUAUUCUCGACUCCGAGCCCAUCGACUGCCAUGACACAAAGGAGUCCUGUAGCAGUGAGUUUGAGGCUGGCGAUGGAGAGGCGACCAGCUUCAUCAGCCCAGACUCAUUUGUGUCCUUCCCUACUUGGAGCGGGGCUAGUGGUAGUGAAAGGACCUUGGAGUUUCUCAUGAAGACCACCAUCGAGGAUGCCCUACUCACCUUCCACCCUGGACGAGAGUCAGACUUUAUCGCUGUUGGCGUUGUGGGCGGUUACCUAAAAGGUGUGGUGGACCUUGGGAGUGGGAUGGUGGUACUGGACAACCCCAGAGUACAGCUAGAUGAUGAUCAGUGGCAUAGGAUCAGAGUCACUGUAGAUGCGACUGUGUUUGAGAUUAACGUGGACAGCCAGCCUGCCUCUCUCCCUCUAAGGGGCUCAGAGCGAUUGGAUCUAGUUGGCAAUCUGUAUAUGGGGGGGAUCCAGGGCAAGAUGAAGGAUGUGUUUCGUGAUAGUAGCUUGUCUCGUAUGGAGGAGGAAAUAACAUCUGAGUCUUUUAUCGGAUGCAUGGGAGAAAUCAAAGUGAACCAGAAGGACAGAAGCCUGCAGGACGCUUUGGUCACCAAAGACGUCCAUGUGAAGUGCGAGGGAGAGGACUAUGACUACUCAAGUUACUAUGAUUUUGAGGCAACCACAACUACGGCUCCUGUUCGGAUCCGAUAUGUUGACGCUGACCCUAAUGAAAGACAUUGCUACCCAACUGACGACACACCAGAGGCCUUCCGGAACAUUACAAAGCUUCUUGAAGUCAAACCUUUGCUUGUGCCCGAAGGUGAGGAAGCUUUUCUCGAUAUUUACAACCUUAGCCCUACAUUUGACCUAAACACUGUGGGAAUCCGCCAAUCCCAGAUCAUCUUCACUCUACAAAGUGAUCCUUGGUACGGACUCCUAGAUAUGAACAUCAAAACCAGACGUACCAAAAAGUUUACACUCCUGGAUGUGGUCAACAAGAAGAUCAAGUAUCUCCAUGACGGCAAUGAAAAGUAUGGCGAUCAGAUCCAGUUGGAGGUGGUUACCCAUAGUAACAGUUACCUUCCAGAAUGUCUAAAAAAUCCCCGCCAGUACCUCCUCCCAGUGGAGAUCAUACCUGUCAAUGACACACCACAACUAAGCGGAGGAGACAUUUCCAUCACAGAAAGCGGUCGCACUCGCUUGAAUCCCAACCUUAUCAAGAUUGUGGAUUCGGACACUCGCUGUGACGAAUUGAUUGUCACUGUGACCUCAGAACCUCCCAGAGGGGUUGGCUACUUAGAAAAUGACCAGCAACCAGGGAGAAGUAUCAAAGAGUUCACAUGCAGGCAGUUGAAAGACGGCAAUAUAUAUUUUGUCCACAGAACUGGGAGUGGUGGGAUAACUCUACAGGUAUCUGACGGACAAUCCAUAAGUCAUUCGACCACUUUUAAACUGUCCAUUACACAGCCCCAAAUGAGCCUUGUGACCAAUACUGGCCUUAUGUUGUCUCAGGGAAGCAACUCUUCCAUUGGGAUCCAGAACCUGGCUGUCAUUGCCACCCCUCGUAAUGGAGAUAUUGUGUAUAACGUCACACAGGCUCUGAGAUAUGGUGAACUGCAUGUUCUCACUAGCAAUGGUUUACCCAAACAGGUGACAUCUUUUCAUCAGUCAGAUUUGGAGCAAGAACGCUUGAUAUAUGUUAGCACAGACUCAAGUGACCUGGAGGACGUUGUGUCAGAUCAUUUUCAAUUUGAUGUCCAUCUUGGACAGUUUUCCCUGUGGAACAACACUUUUUUGAUCAAGAUCACACCCUCCCAGGUUAAAAUGGUCCAAGUAGUUCCCCUUGAGAUUGAGAGUGAGGUAGAGCAAAAGGCAAUAAAACACACUGAACUUGAGGCAGAAGUGAAGGGAAAGAGUGUAGCCCCAGAAACUAUAAGAUACAUCCUUCUGAAGGCCCCCACACUGGGUACUCUUCAAAUGAUCGGCAGGAAGCUAGUUGAGGGAGACAGUUUCACCCAACAGGACCUCUGGAAUGCCCAGGUCAGCUAUAGAGUCCGGGUGCAAAGGGCUGUGGCUAGCGAGGACCAGUUCCAGUUCAGAGUCUUUGCAGAGAAUCAGUACUCCCCUAUGUACACCUACCCAAUCAAGAUCCAGGCUGAUUCAGACGCCCCUGUUUUGACCAAUGAGAGACUCAUUGUCUUGGAGGGCGGGGAGAAUAUUCUGAACAAAGACUAUCUAUGGGUUCAGACAUCCGUCUCGACAAACUUUGUUUACAGGGUGACGCAAGACCCAAAGUAUGGCCGUCUCAUCAGGGAGUCCCCACCUGGACAGCCCAGGUUCGACGGGGCCAUUAGAAUGUUCAGCAAUGAGGACCUGAAUCUAGAUAGGCUGAUCUACCAACAUGAUGGCUCAGAGUCUAGCGAUGAUGAGUUCUCUUUCCUGGUAUUCGAGCAAGCAGCAGGAAGUGAAAACAUCCGAAUCGAUGGUCAAGAAUCUAUGAGUGGCAUGUUUAGAAUAUCUAUUCAGUCCAAGAACGACCACGUGCCUCUGAGAGUGGUUGAUAAAACCUUCAAUGUGGUCCGAAACGGACAACGUUUGCUGACCACAGAAGACAUCCUCUUCAGGGACGAUGACUCAGGGUUCAAUGAUACCCAGUUGGUCUUUGUUCGCACAGGCAUUCUCUCAGGAAACAUUGUCUCCACCUCAGACCCCUCGCAGCCCCUCUUUCGUUUCACUCAAGCAGACGUGAGAGACCAGAAUGUUCUCUUUGUGCACCAUGGGGCAGACCGCGAGCGCUUCCAGCUCCAGGUUUCUGAUGGCCUGCACAAGACCACAGCCCUGCUGCAGAUCCAGGCUGGUGAGGCCUACCUCCGGGUGGUGAACAACACCAUGGUUGUCAUGGACCAUGGAAGCACAAAGACGCUCAACACCAGUCUGUUGAGUGCCGAGUCCAACAUGGACAUAAGAGAUGCCAGUGACAUUAGGUUCCAAGUGACAUCGCCCCCUAGUGAUGGGAAGAUCAUUGUGAGUGGGAUUGAGGCCUCUCGGUUCACCCAGGAGGAUCUGAAAAAGGGUGUGGUGUCCUACGAGCAUAACGACCAGAGUCUGAGCUCCAAGGACUCGUUUGGCUUCACUGUGGAAGCAAAAGGAUUUUCUGAGGAGGGCACAUUCAGGAUAAAGAUCUUCAAGCAAGGCUAUCUGUCCGAGCCUGAGGUCAUCACCAAUGAGGUCAUCAUCUCCUAUGAGGGAGAGCACACCGUGAUCAACCAGGAUCAUCUUAAGGUGGAACAACCAGACAUCCUGCCCUCUGAGAUGGUGUUCACCAUCAAGGAGCCUCCUCGUCUGGGCCACGUGGUCAUGCUUACCAACCACUCGGACAGUACGGCUGCGCCCAUCCUCGACUACAUCCACUCCUUCACCCAGGAGGAUGUCAACAGGGGCCGCAUCCUCUAUGUCUCUGCCUCCAUUCAGGGCAGUGACGGCUUCGCGGCCGACGUCAGCAACGGGUUCACCACCGUGGAGGACCUCCGGAUGACGGUGGACAUCGUGCCUCGCCUCAUCCCCAUCCAGGCCCUCAACUUCAGUGUGAGGGAGGGCGGUGGGAUGGCCCUUACCACAGAGCUCCUGAAUAUCUCUCACCCUUUCUACAGUGCGGUCAACGUAGACUUCAUCGUAGAGGAGCCACCGCAGCAUGGGGAUAUCCGCUACUUGGAUGGGGACGAACAAGCGCUCACCUUCUUUACCUGGGAGGAGGUGAAACUUGGACACAUCUACUACUUACAUGACAGCACGGAAAGCAGCGAGGACAGUUUCACACUCUCUGCCACGGCCUAUGAGAUAGAGCGCCGCAGCCUCCCUGUUACCUUCACUGUCACAGUCUUCCCGGUCAACGAUGAGCCGCCUAAAUUGACACGCAACACGGGACUGGAGGUUUUAGCUGGAGAGGAAUCGGACAUCACCACCAGUAUGUUAAAUACAGAAGAUGCAGACACCCCCAUCAAUGAGUUGGUUUAUUCCAUCGAGUCAACCAUCAAUGGGAUGGUGGCUCUAAAGGUGGAACCUGACGAAGAAAUCCAGAACUUCACACAGGCACAAAUUAACAAUGGGGAAGUCGUCUUUAUCCAUGAAGGUCUGGAGUCUGGAGGCUUCAGUUUUACCGUGACAGAUGGGGAGCACACCUCUCCUCUCUACCGCUUCGUCGUUAUGGCUAGACAGCUCACCAUCACCAUGGAAACAGGGGAGGAGCUCAUGAUCUUUCCAGGAACAAGACAUGCCAUCACCAGUGCCAUUCUGAAGGCAGUGACCAAUGAGGAUGGAAAUGAGAUAAGCUUCUCAUUGGUCAGGUCUCCUCGCCUGGGAAGACUGAUCUUAGCCAACGACAGGAACCAGUUUGAAGAGAUCACACGCUUCUCUCAAUCAGAGCUGGAGUCCGGGGCCGUCUUCUACGAGCACCAGAUGCCUGAGGAGCCCUUCUGGGUGGUCCGGGACUCUGUGGAGCUCCUGCUCUCCUCCCCUCCGGCCCCAGCUGUGCAUCACGUCCUCCCCAUCACCGUGUCCUACUACGCAGCUGGCCACAACGUCUCCUCACAGCUCUGGAAGAACAAAGGUCUGGACAUAGUGCAAGGUCAGAGGAAGGUGAUUGACAGUUCCAUCCUGGACGCCACCAACCUGCUGGCCAGCCUCCCCGAGGCGGAGCGAGGUCUCCUGGAUGUGGUCUUUGAGCUGCGCCGCUUCCCGGCCCAUGGGAGAGUCACCCUGGGGGGCCUGGAUCUGCCCCAGGGUGCCCCCUACUUCAUGCAGCAGGACAUUGCGCAGGGUGAGCUGGAGUACCUCCACGACGACUCUGGAGCCUCCGUGGACAGCUUCUCCUUCCGAGCCCGGCUCAACUCCCAGGGCCGCGGCACACCUCCCCCCUCCCCAGACCAGGCCGUGGUCCUGGAGGAGGUCUUCAACAUCUCGAUCCGGAGAAGGGACUCUAGUCCUCCAGAGCUGGUGAGCUUGGACGUUCUUCUGGAGGUUCUCCAGGGCUCCAUGACGGUGAUCACCCAGAAGUAUCUCAACACCCGCGAUGAGGACAGCACGCCCGACGAGGUGCGCUUCACCGUCUCCAAGGCGCCCACCAACGGGCGGCUGGUGGACGCCACCAAGGGUGACCACAUCUCCACGUUCACCCAGGAGGCGGUCAACCAGGGCCAGGUGGGGUUUGUCAGUGACGGAAGCCUGUCAGACGGCUUCAUGGAGUUCACUGUGUCGGACGGUAAGCACCACACCGAGCCGCACACGCUCCACAUAGGAGUCCUGGCCCGGACGCUGGUGCUGGCCAAAGCCCCGGAGAUCCAGGUGCUGCAGGGGGACGACGAGACCCUAGUGACAGAGGAGAUGUUGAGGGCCACCACGGGCGGCCCCAAUGAGGAAGAUGUCCUCUACAAGAUCACCAGCGUGCCCAAGUAUGCCGCCGUCAUGGUGGACCGGCAGCCCACGUCGGCCUUCACCCAGACCCAGAUCAGGGAGGGCCGGGUGAGCGUUCGCUUCAUCAAGUCCACCUCGCCCCGGGACAGCGUGGCCUUCGUGGCCCGGAGCCGGGCGGCCAACGUCUCCUCUGUCCUCAACAUCACGGUCAAGCCUCUGGCCAACAUCGCACAGGAACCCCUGCUUCCACGGGGCACCACUGUGCUGCUGGACAAGAAGCUGCUGGAUGCCACGCCGCUGGCCAACAAGACCCGGACGUCGCCCACCUUCAGCGUCAUUCAGCAGCCACAAGGCGCCCGCUUCGUGAGGGCUGGCGGGAGAGGGCCAGAGGGAGACGGCCAGCCCGUGGACACAUUCACCCAGAAAGAACUGGAUGAGGGCCGUGUGGCCAUGGAGAUCCUGAAUGGGACAGGAGGCAGCCAAGUCCAGGAUGUGGCUCGCUUCUUGCUCAAGGCCCAUGGGGUCCCUCCCGCUGAGUGCGUCCUCUCCUUCAAGACGGCCCCUUACAACGCCUCAGGGGUCUACUCGGCCACUCUCCUUAAAGUCCCCGCCGGGUCUGCAUGGUCCAAUAGCAACGACCUCCCUGGAGGGGCGGGAUCCCCACGCAUCACCCCAGCCAGCCCCCGCUGGAGGGGAAACAUGGACUGGCCUCAUGGAGGAGACGCCCCCACCACCGCCUCCACUGACAAAGACUCCCAUAGGAAACCAGUUGUGUCCAGGAGGAACAACCUGUGGUCCAUCCUCAUCCCCAUUCUGGUCCUCCUGCUCCUCCUCCUGCUGGCAGCCAUCUUGGCUUUCUACCUGGUGCGUCGCAACAAGACGGGCAAACACAAUGUGCAGACGGUGGCCGGCUCCAAGCCCAAAAACGGAGAGGUCAGCCAGGAGACCUUCCGGAAAACCGACCCGGCCAAUAACAUCCCCAUGUCCCAAAUGGACUCCAAAGACGCCGACCCGGAGUUGCUGCAGCACUGUCGGACAACGAACCCGGCGUUAAAAAAGAACCAGUACUGGGUAUGAGAGCUGACUGAAUGCUUAGACAUAGGAAACAGAGAGGUAGAUCCUCUAUCAUUUUGAAUGCGGCCUUCUUCUUGAAUCAUUCCUUUUCAGUGUUAGACCUUUUUGCCACGAUAGUAUUAAGAAAUGUGUAUGUUUUGAUAUCAUUGGACAUUUCACUAUCACAUACUAACGUUGUGCCAAUCCUCAGGUCAAGAAACACUGAAUAUUUCCAUUGAUAAAAAUGUCACCAUUAAACUAAAGAGGGUUUUGCCUAACACGUAUAUUUAUUUUUAGGACAACUGCUGAGGACAUAUUGUGUUCGCAAAAAGUUUUUUGUGUGCUCCUACAAUAUAUUCAGUAUGCUAUCAUAGGCCAAUAUUACUCAUUUGACUACAUAAGCAGAUUGAUUUGAAGUUUUGGUCAUUGUAGUUUCGCUUCAACAGUAAAGGUGGACAAGUGUGUACAUAAUUCAACUCCAUAAGGUAGAUCUAUGCUAUAUGAAGGAAAAGGUUGAUUAUUCUUCUAUAAAUGUAUUAUUGACCAUGUAUAUAUAUUUUUUGCUUCGUCGUUAGGCCUCAAUUCAAUCGAACUUGGUUGCAGUAAUUACAAAGCCACAUACGACAUUUGUCCUGUUGUAGAAUCAAAUCUGAGUGGUUUUGGGCAGAGCCUUCUAUUUGGUUAUAAGAUUCACUACAUCACCAAAAGUAUGUGGACGCACCUUCAAAUUAGAGGAUUCUGCUAUUUCAGCCACACCCGUUGCUG
Messenger RNA from Coregonus clupeaformis (lake whitefish), 7781 nucleotides. RefSeq names its product chondroitin sulfate proteoglycan 4 (gene cspg4). The transcript has 10 exons. NCBI's taxonomy places the organism in Eukaryota, Metazoa, Chordata, Actinopteri, Salmoniformes, Salmonidae. The record is from RefSeq and is a predicted model, not a curated record. Bases 36 to 7040 code for a protein of 2334 amino acids.